Messenger RNA from Brachypodium distachyon (stiff brome), 1230 nucleotides. RefSeq names its product thioredoxin-related transmembrane protein 2 homolog. The transcript has 11 exons. Lineage: Eukaryota; Viridiplantae; Streptophyta; Magnoliopsida; Poales; Poaceae. The record is from RefSeq and is a predicted model, not a curated record. Bases 68 to 892 code for a protein of 274 amino acids.
GGCUACUUCGAAGGCGUAAUCAUUUUCGACGGCGAAAGCGGGACCCGUUUCGCGUAGUCGAACAAAAAUGGAGGUCGCGACGGCGACGGAGGCGUCGGCGCCGGCGGCGAGCGGCGGGGCGAAGCGGCGGAGCCACCCGUUCCCGUGGCUCGACUUGGCCAUCUCCGAGCCCUUCUACUUCCUCCACCUCGUCGCCUUCUUCUCCUACUUCGCGGCCCGCACCACAGCGCCCUCGGCCGAGGACGACGUCGAGUUCCACAGCCGCCUCAUCCGACGGGAGAUCCAGGCGGUGCUCGUGUUCCUGGUGCUCUUCACGGUGAAGAUUGUGAAAGAGGAAAACUGGGAAACACUCAUUGCUGAUUCAUUGCUCUACGCAAAGGGCCUAUUGUUGGCAGUUAUAAUGGUUAUUGAUUACUGGUUGGCUCUCUGCUACUUACUGGGAUUUGUUGUUAUAUAUGCUGUAGCUCAACAACCACCUUAUGAUGGUCUAGGCCAUACACAUCAUAUGACCCCGUUGCAACUGGAAAGCCUGCUAACUGAAGAACCAACAACACGAUUUUGGCUGGUUGAGUUCCGGACUUCCUUUUUAGGGAAAUGUAUACAAGCAAGCAGUGUUAUGCCUGAACUCUCUAACAUAUACUCCAACAAGAACAUUUCUUUUGGGAUAAUUGAUAUAGGGCAUUUUCCAAAUGCUGCGGCAAAGUUUGGAAUAUCCAUGUGGGAUCAUCAUCCCACUUAUAUACUGUUCGACAAGGUGACUGAAGUUGCUCGGUUCCCGGAAAUUGCAAAUGAAACAAAAGUAUUCAUGCCAAAAGUUACUAAGAAGCUUCUCUGCCAGCAUUUCGAUCUUGACAGGCGAUUGAUUGAAUACCGAUCUACCUUAUCUACCUAGUUGAUCCAGCGCCUGUCCCAGGUGUCUCAAAUGGAAGGUGCCAAUUCGGACCGGAUAAUUGGACCAGACACAAGGUGCGGCAGCAAUCACUUCAGGGGGUAUCCUCAAGCUUGUUUUAUUUGAUGGGUGUGGUUGUGCCCAUCCAGUUCAAGGCUAGUAUGCUUUGUGACGACAAAUAUGUUUUGCAUCUUACUACCAUUUGUCACUUCUUGAAUUAUGGAAUGUUACUGCCCCUGUAGAGAUCCUGUAAUGAUUUGGCAACUAUGCUUUGCAACUGCAGUAGUGGUCAAUCCAGACACCAUUCUUUCCACAGAGCAGUAUGUCUUGGAAUUUGUUCA